This is a messenger RNA of Sycon ciliatum, 2774 nucleotides long. Its product is annotated as calcium permeable stress-gated cation channel 1-like. NCBI's taxonomy places the organism in Eukaryota, Metazoa, Porifera, Calcarea, Leucosolenida, Sycettidae. Gene Ontology annotation, molecular function: calcium-activated cation channel activity. The record is from RefSeq and is a predicted model, not a curated record. Gene Ontology annotation, cellular component: plasma membrane.
UUCAUUUGACAUUUCUCCCCUUUGACGGCUUUGUGACUUUAGUUUAGCCAGCUUUCCCAGGCCGCAUUUUCUAGUCUUAGGAAUAUCUGUGUGAUAGGUUAUCUCACGUGCAUAUCACAGAAUUCUCUUUUACUGAGCUGAGGUAGUUCAACAUUUUAUUUUUGAGGCGCGAGAGUUUUGGAGAAUCUGAAUUUUUUAUAUUCUCAAUCAGUCAAAUCUCCCUCACUGCCUUUCAGCCUGGCUUCCUAUGUUCAGCUAGUCAAAAAUCUAGUUCCUCGGCGCCUGGUUUUGGCUAGUGUAACAGCUAUGGUGGUGGUGUACGGCGUGGCUAGUUCCGACCCAUACAGCUUCUUUUACGACGAGACUGGGGAUAAUGGCUCGACGGUCACAACAACCUGCACCAGAGCGGCGAGCUCCGGUUCUGGCGAUGGUGGUAAUCAGUCACUGCUCGGUUACAAUGCAGAGGAUGGAGGAAUUCCGUCCGUACUGGCCAUCAAUGUCGCUGUGUGGGCAGUAAUGAUCAUAGCGUUUUGCUUUGUCCGCCGCUGGGCCUGGAACUACGGUCGCAUUGGUAUUCUGCAGAAGCAAGUCGGAGCAUUGUCUAUUCACCGGCCGAUAAUUAAGGGUAAAGAUGAAGAUGAUGAUCUAUUAGACGAUGGAGCUAAAGAUGCUGAGGACCAGAUGCUUGAGGGCACUUGCGGAGCAAGCAGUGGUCCGUGGAACUUGCUCCUCUGCCCAAGAACCUCAAGUGGGAAAAUCUGUCCACGGGGACGUUGCUCUGGUGGGCCCGGUUUGUGCUGGUAAAUGCUUUUCUCUGUACAAUUUUGUUCUUCUGGACAACACCGGUUGUCAUAAUCGGUUCACUGGGUACACUGAAUAUCACUGGGGUGUCUCCUUCUCUCGCCUCUAAUCCGCUGGUAACUAUUUGGCUACCGACACUGAUACUGUGGUUGGUGACAGCGGUGCUACCACUAGCGGUGUCUUACACUACAUACUUUGAGAGCCACUGGACUAAGUCGCACUUUGAGCAGCACAUCAUGCGCAAAACGUUUAUCUUUCUCUUGCUUAUGGCUCUCGUCCUUCCGGCUCUCGGUCUUGCCAGUCUUGACUCGUUCUUCACUAACUUUCGUACCAGGGAGAGUGCUUUUAACCAGCUAGAGUGUAUUUUCUUGCCCAACAAUGGUGGCUUCUUCAUCUCCUACCUGACCUUCUGUGCCUUCAUCGGUACGGGUGUGGAGCUGCUUCGCUUGCCGGCAAUGAUUGGUUACUUCCUUGCGCUGGCCAGGGCCAAAACCAGGCGCGAGAAAGAGGAUGCCAAGAAGGUUGUCGCGGGCGACUUCCAGUACGGUGUAGAGUACGCCUGGGUCGUCACCAUAUUUGGAAUGUCGCUAGUGUUUAGCAUAACGUGCCCACUUGUCACCAUAUUUGGCUUGACGUACCUACUUCUCAAGUACUUCAUCGACAAGUACAAUCUGUUUUUUGCACUGCGCAAGUCCAAUAGCGCAAUCAAGAUCGACGUUCAUCACAUGGCCGUCAACUUCGUGAUCAUGUGUGCCGUCCUGCUUCAGCUCACAGAUCUUUUCUUCUCCGUUCUGCGCCUCCGUAAACUGAAGGAUGCACAUGCUAUCUUUGCCCUGGUAAUGUUUGUCCUCUCCGUCGUGUACGUGGCGGCUAGUAUGAUCUUCGGCCAGCUGGCCUACCUGACACCGUUCAGACGUAUUUAUGAGCCUGGCUCGAGCGAUGGAUCUUGCCUACCCAAGGGUUCCUACGUUGCUCCGGUACUGCAAGGGAGCUUUGAUGGCUCGGACGUCCGAGUUAGCUCGCCACUGACAUCGGAUGACAACGAAGAGGAAAGUGACAGUGACGACGAUACAAGCGAUGUCCGUGCCGUGACGCUUGACGGCUCAGUCCCGCGCCAGCCUGGCCGACAGCACAGCUACAACACCUUCAACACGGUCUAGCUGAGCUCAGCGAAAACGUUGCUUGUACAUGUACAUGUAACGUUACUGUGAAACUAUGUGCUUUGUCUCGCCUGUGAUGCUCCAACGGUGUUCUACGCUGAUGUGCCAGUGAUGUGCCAGUGAUGUGCCAGUGCCCAGUGGUGCCAGUCCAGGCACACAAUUCCUACAGAGUUUGUGAUAAAGCAGGGACAAGGUGGAAAGUGUCCUACCGUAGACUUAUCAAACCGGCAGGCAAGGCAUUUGUUGAUCAUCUGUGAAGUCUAUAAUACGUCGGUGAUAUACGCACUACUCGCAGUUCAUGACCUGAUUCAGCCCUGUCGGGUCAACAUCCUGACUUUAUGCACCAUGUGCCCGAGCAUGCAAAUAUAUCAACCAAACCCGUGAUUAGUGAGAUUGCUUCUUACAAGCGUAGAUAGUAUCUUCAUGUGUGCAUUGUGAAUAUGAAAUGAAGUUCCCCUGCAACUGAUGAAGAUUGUUUUCGCACAAAACCCAUUAUUUCUAUCGCCGCAGCGUGCUGCAUGCAUGCUCAGUGGUCCAUGCUUGCGCUGCAUGCUUUUUGCUGUCUUGAGUUUUAUGUGUUCUAGUUAUUUACGGUACUUUUUUAAUUUGAAGUUUUUAUGAACUGGUUCUCUAUAACCUUUCUAUCAAGGAGUCGUCAAUACGACUCCCCUGCUUUCUAUUUACAAUGAGUGUGCUCAAUUUGCUUGUGUGCUCGACGAAAACUGCAGCUAUCGACUACAACAUGACAUUGUUUUGAUCUGCAUGUUUGGUACUUUGAAGUAGUUGUAAGACUCUCUGGUGCUUUUCAAACAA